Octopus bimaculoides (California two-spot octopus) is the source of this 1762-nucleotide messenger RNA. RefSeq names its product heme peroxidase 2. Gene Ontology annotation, biological process: response to oxidative stress. Lineage: Eukaryota; Metazoa; Mollusca; Cephalopoda; Octopoda; Octopodidae. The record is from RefSeq and is a predicted model, not a curated record. Gene Ontology annotation, molecular function: peroxidase activity; heme binding.
AACCAAAACAUGUUUUCUAUAUUUUGCAGUUUCAGCGCCAAUCAGGGAAAACCCCUUAGUGAUGGCAUUAUAUCAUGUUUUCCUUCGUGAACACAAUAGACUUGUCGGUAGACUUAAUCAAACUUGCAACAAUACAGAUUGCCGAAAUGAAGCAAGGACGUUGUUAAUUGCAAUGUUCCAGCAUAUUAUAUGCAACGAAUAUUUACCACUGCUGCUCGGUACGAACACCUCAGUUAAAUGUUUGAAUACAAGUACUCAUACUUACAAUAGCACAAAUUUGCCUAUGGUUUCUAAUUCUUUCGCCGCUGCCUAUAAAUUAGUUGGGGCUUCGAUGUUGAGAGAUACUGUAGGUUCGAAUGUUCUUGUGCACGAUGUACCAUUAACCUCAAAUACCGAGAUGACAAACAUUGUUAAUGGAAUGCUGACAAACUGCAGUUUAAAAAUCGGAAGAGAAAUACCCUGUGCUUAUCGAAACAAUUGUCAAUAUUCCGAUAUAGUGUCAAUCUUAACCCAAGACACGCGUUAUUUAGGACUACCACCGUACUUCGUUUGGCUGGCACUCACAGUUCCGAUUGCUAAUUUGCCUACAAGUAUUCCCGAUUUGCCUCACCACAAUACUUCAAUGAAAAUUGCCUUAUCAAAUACUCAUCAAAGCAUCUUCGACAUUGAAUUCUUAACUGGGGCUUUAUCGGAGAACGUAGUUCCUGGCGCGAUGGUUGGACCAACAUUAAAAAGAUUAUUCGAAGAUACUUUUAAUUUAUUGCAAAGAAAUGACAGACUUUAUUUUGAGAACGCCGGUGUAUUCACAGAUGAGCAACUUGCAGAGAUCAGAAAUGUGACUAUGGCUCAACUAUUGUGUCGUAACGUAGAGGGUUUAACUGAAGUAAAAGAAAAUGCUUUUGUACAUAACUCGUCGACGGUCCAGUGCUCUUCUUUACCAGAUAUAGAUUUUUGCAAAUACUGUGGUGUUUCAAGGAAUUGGUCCGCUUUUGUAACUGUUGCAGUCCCUUGUGUUAGAUUACAAUUAAAGUACCGUCUUUGUCAGUCAACCAGACCACUUGCUUGCCCUUGCCUAGGAAGUCCAUUUGAAAUAAUACCAUGUCCAUCUCCGAAUUCACUUAAUAUUUUGGACCCGGUUAUGAUAAUGCGGAGUAAGAUACUCGCACAGACGAUGGGUAAUGACACGCAAUCCAUAGCCUAUUAUACCAUGGGUAAUGACUACAAACUGGUCGACAGAAUGUGGGAGAUAUUCUUUAUGUUAUUCUAGUGAAAAGUAUAUUAGAAAGUGAAGAGGAGCAGUGACAUAAGUAGCAGAAUAACAACAGUAGUAGUGUCGACAGUACAAGAGUAAAAGAAAUAGAAGUAGUCAGUGUAUACAAACUGUAUAUAAUGUUGAUUUGUAGAAUACUGAAUAGAGAUAAAAAAAUAGACAAAAACACGCACACGCGCGCACACAUGCUUAAGUGUAUGUUUGCAAAUUACAUGUGAUUGUAUCUGGGUGUAUGUGCGUGCGCAUGUGUGUUUAUAUUCAUACUUGUGACACGUACGUAAUAUAGGUAAUUAUUAUAUAUAGACAGACACAAACACAUAGAUGUAUGAAUAUAUUAAACGCACAAAUCUAUAGAAUUACAGUCAUAACUAUCUGUAAUUCAUACACUUACGAAUGAAUAAAUAUAAAUAUGCAUACAGAAGAAUAUAUAUGUGUGUGUGUGUGGGUGUGUGUGCAUAUAUACACAUAUGUCCGUAUAUGAAUAUAUAUAUA